Messenger RNA from Prunus avium (sweet cherry), 884 nucleotides. Its product is annotated as Mitochondrial transcription termination factor family protein. Gene Ontology annotation, biological process: regulation of DNA-templated transcription. Gene Ontology annotation, molecular function: double-stranded DNA binding. NCBI's taxonomy places the organism in Eukaryota, Viridiplantae, Streptophyta, Magnoliopsida, Rosales, Rosaceae. The record is from RefSeq and is a predicted model, not a curated record.
CCCCAACCACUUUGGCAAGGCUUUAUAAUAGUAGAGAUUAAGACAAACAUCAGGACUGAAGAAAAAUCGGAGGGAGUUGACCACCUGAUCGCUCCCCCAAAAUCUGUGGCGCGCGUAUUUGGAGUGGAACCCACCUUCUCUCCUGCCACUCUCUCUCACUCUCUCUCUCUUCCUUCGCACAUUCGCAAUCGCCCUUUGAAGCUGGUGACCAGUUCAGGGAUGCUAGGAAAAUCUUUAGCUUCUCCAUUGCUAACUCAUGAUUGUGCAACACGCUUUUGCUUUUCCACUCCUGAUGUUAUAAAUGCUGCACCAAAUAUCAGAUUGCCAAAUGUUUCACAAAAUCUGAACAAACGGGCAUACUCACCAAGUUUCUCUCCCAAAAAAUGGGUGUUACAUUCAACUGCAGAAAUUGAAAAUACAGCUUUGACUGAUGAAGAGAGGAAGACAUGGGAAGCAUGCCAGGAAGCUAUAUCUGCAUUUAGUAUCACUAUUGAAGAGGGAGACAAGAUACUUGGAAAAGCAUUUGGCCUGGUUCAUUCACCUUACUGGGGUGAAAUACGGAAAAAGGAGGUACCAACUAUUGAGAUUGUAAAAGAAAAACUGGACUACCUUCGGAGCUUAAGCCUCUCUGACGAUGACCUAUGUAAGGUGCUCAAAAAAUUUCCGGAGGUUCUUGGAUGUAAUCUUGAACAUGAGUUGAAAACCAAUGUGCAGGUCUUGGAGAAGGAAUGGGGUAUAAAAGGGAAAUCUCUGCGUAACCUCCUCCUUCGAAAUCCAAGAGUAUUGGGUUUCAAUGUUGAUUGCAAGGGAGAUUGUAUGGCACAAUGCACACGAUGCUGGGUCCGGUUUUAGAAUUUAUUUUUUGACUACUCACUGUAAAUCUA